AUGGCGAGGAACAAGUUUAGGAUGUCGUUGGGUCUGCCUGUUGUGGCAAUCGUGAAUUGCGCCGACAGCAUGGGCACGAAGAACCUCUACAUCAUAUCGGUGAAGGGGAUCAAGGACCGAUUUAACGGGCUUCCCUCCUCUUGUGUCGGUGGCAUGGUCGUGGCCACCGUCAAGAAGGCACCCGAUCUGCCUAAGAAGGUCAUGCCUGCCAUUAUUGUCUGCCAGCGCAAGCCGUGGCACAGGACGGGCGGAGUCUUCAUGUACUUCGAAGAUAAAGCUGGGGUCAAUGUGAAUCCAAAGGGUGAAAUGGAAGGAUCUGAUAUCACUGGCCCAACUGGAAAGGAGUGUGCUGACUUAUGGCCCAGGAUUGCCAGUGCUGCCAAUGCCAUCGUCCAGACGUUAGGAGUUUGGUCCAGUAAAAGAAUCGCCAAACUUAAGGAGUGA
Sesamum indicum (sesame) is the source of this 444-nucleotide messenger RNA. NCBI's taxonomy places the organism in Eukaryota, Viridiplantae, Streptophyta, Magnoliopsida, Lamiales, Pedaliaceae. The record is from RefSeq and is a predicted model, not a curated record.